AUUCAUUUCGUCUCUAUCCCCUCUCUCUAUCUCUCUCUCUCUCUCUCUCUCUAUUUUCGAUUGUCUUUCAAUUCCUCUGGCUUCAGCUUCUGCAAUUCGCUGUUAAAACCUGAGGGGAACAACUCAAGGACUCCGCUACUCACAAACCCAAUAACCAAACGGGUGCUGGAGAGUUUGAUUCAGUUUAAGUCCUUAAAAUGCAUCCUCCAUUAACGUUACACAAGCACCCCAUGUGUGCACAAAUCAUUGAGGAGUUUCAGAAAUGUCAUUUAGAUCAUCCUUUUGCAAAAUUCAUUGGUGAAUGUACAGAUCUCAAAAUAAAGCUUGAUCGCUGUUUUCGGCAGGAAAAAGCGUUGAAGAGGAAAGCCAACUUUGAACAGAGUAAAAAAUUGAGGGACAGGCUACAAGCUUCAAGGAAGGAAACUGCUGAGGCGAUCACUGAAUAGGCAUGCAAUCCUAAUGGCAAACUCCGAGGCAUUCAUUUAGUGAAAGCAAAAAGUUGUUCUAGAACUCACAAUAGUUUGAAAUAGGUGAAUUAUAAUGCACUAUUUUGGUACUACAGAUUGGAUAUGUGAUUGAAUUCAAGUCCAUGCUAUGCUGAUGAUUAUAUAGUAUCUGCUUUCAUUUCUUUGGUUGGAGGAAA
Molecule: messenger RNA, 643 nt
Organism: Rosa chinensis
Lineage: Eukaryota; Viridiplantae; Streptophyta; Magnoliopsida; Rosales; Rosaceae
Product: COX assembly mitochondrial protein 2 homolog
Exons: 4
Coding region: 198-446 (82 amino acids)
Cellular component (GO): mitochondrion
Source: RefSeq, a predicted model, not a curated record